Caenorhabditis sp. 36 PRJEB53466 is the source of this 2492-nucleotide messenger RNA. NCBI's taxonomy places the organism in Eukaryota, Metazoa, Nematoda, Chromadorea, Rhabditida, Rhabditidae. The record is from the annotation of a GenBank genome assembly.
AUGCAGGAGAUGUCGUCGCGGAAGGCCAUCGUCUUCGUCGUCACCUUCGUCAGGUUUGUGCAAAAAAUAUUGGGUUUUUGUCAAAAUCGGUAGAAUUGAUAGAUUUGAAUGCGAUUUUUCUGUUUUCCGCUUCGAAUUCGAGAAAGUGCGAAAAAUGGGUUUAUUCUGAUGAAUUUUUAAUGAGAAACCUCAAAAAUCGCAGAAAAUUCUAAGUAUUUGACGGAUUUUAAGCCAGAUUUAAAACCUUGGGUUUUCAGUUACGGGUUGUACCACGCGAGUCGCAAGGCGUUGUCGGGCGUCAAAUCGUCGAUAAAAGCGGACUGGCUGAGCAACUCGUCGGGUCGCGAGCCCCUUUUCCCGAGCGAGGCCGACGCGAAGCACUUCCUCGGCUCCCUCGACGCCAUCUUCAUGGCCGCCUACGCAGCGGCGCUCUUCUUCUGGGGCUGGCUCGGCGACCGGCUCAAUCCGAAGUUCGUCGUCGCCGCCGGAAUGAUCGGAAGCGCCGUGACGGUGAGCAAAUGCAGAAUCUGUGAAGGAUUCAGCAUUUGACGAAUUUUUUAAAACCAAUACCAUUUUGCAGUUGACGCUGUUCGGAACGGUGCCGAAAUGGCUGAAUUUCUACUCGGUGCCCUACUACAUCAUCACGUACAUCGCGUUCGGACUCGUGCAGGCGUGCGGAUGGCCGUCCGAAAUCGCAAUAAUGGCCAAUUGGUUCGGAAAAGGCAAUCGGGGCUUCGUGAUGGGCGUGUGGGCGGCCUGCCAGCCCGUCGGCAACAUAUUCGGAUCCAUCUUCACGGCGCUCGUGCUUCCGCUCGGCUACGAGUACACUUUCCUGCUCAACUCGGUGCUCAUCGCCGCCGGCGCACUCGUCGUCGUCACCGCCAUUGACUCGUCGCCCGAAGACGAACACGCGGAGAACGUCGAGGCGAACAGGUAGGGACCGUUUUGACGGACUCCCGGACGUUUUGAAACACACAUUUCCAAAAAGAUAGUUUUGGUUUCGAGGUGUCUGGGAGUCUUUUUGCGGGGGUUUGAAAGUGAAAAAACAUGUGAACUCAUAAUUGUCCGUUCUCAGAAUUCGCCUUCGAUCUCGGUCUAACAGGUGGGAAACCCGGAAGUCAGUAUGUUGUCCCGUGGUCGUUGAAUGCCUUUUCGUAACAUUGGUUUGCCUAGAAUAACGGGAAAACAUUUUGCAAAUUAUGCUCGUAUUGAUCAACAAAAAGUACUGAAAUGCCGUCGCCCUUUUCCCGUUUUCACUAUCACACUCAACCCGAGUCCGAGGAGCAUGCGAAAUUGACACUUUUCCCUCAUAACUUCUUCGAUCCUCAUCGAAACCGAACAUUUGUGAAGAACGGUACAAGACAUGAGAAUUGAAUGAGAGCACGCCGAAUGAGAACUGUUUCAGUGAAGACGUGUGGUUUUGUAGAAUAAUGAGUACUCACUUGUAACAGUUUCCAGCCUUACGAGUUCUCAUUCCGUGUACCACUGUGAAUUUUGCAGCACGGAGGAGCACCACAACUUCCACGGCGAGCCGAUCUCGCUGUUCAAGGCGGUCCUCCUGCCGGGCGUGCUCGCCUACUGCAUCUGCAACGCCUGCCUCAAACUCGUCAACUACGCGUUCUUCUUCUGGCUUCCACUUUACCUCACAGACGCCUAUAACUGGGAGGAGUCACAGGCGGAUCAGCUGAGCAUUUGGUACGACUUUGGCGGAAUCAUCGGAAGUGUGCUCGGCGGAUACAUUACGGUAAGGCGACGAAACAGGGAAUACUCGUUCCGGAAAAAACCUCGUCUUUUCGACUUCGAGCCACUAUAUCCCCAGAUCAGAUAGUUUAGUUGUUUUGAUUUUUCGCAAAGUUCUGAUUUCUAAUUUUCUGUACGCUUGAAAAGCUCCUCGACUUUUCCUUCAACCCAAAUUUGAUCGAUUUCAACAAAACAUCAAUUUGCAGGACAAAAUGGGCAAGCGGUCGCCGCUGAUCGUGGCGAUGUUGCUCUGCUCGAUCGGCUGCCUCUACUUCUACGCGCACGUCGGUCCCUACAUGUUCUGGAAUGCGCUCGUGAUGACGACGGUCGGCGUGACGGUCUCCGGUCCGUACAACCUCAUCGUCGGCUCCAUCUCCAUCGAUUUGGGCUCUCAGCCGGCGCUCGCGGGCAACACGCAGGCCAUGUCGACCGUCUCGGGACUGCUCGACGGAACGGGAUCCGCCGGAUCGGCCGUCGGACAACUCCUCAUUCCGAUCAUUCAGGAGGACCUCGGCUGGAAGGCCGUCUUCUACGUUUUCAUGCUUUUGGUACGCAUCGAAAGAUCGUUGCUGAUGCGCACCAUCAAAAUCAGCAAUUUUUUAAAUAAAACAAAAAAUGUGCCUUUUUUCCAGAACUGUUUCGCGAUUCUGGCCAUCCUCAAACGGUGCAUCAUCGACCUGAAAUCGCUGCGAAAACUGCGAAGCGGCGAAGAAUCUCCGCUGCUGAACGACGAAGGAGAGCACGAGGACUAA